AUGACCGUGUCCGAGCCCGACCAUCGUAUCGGUGCAGUUCGCGACCGUCACUCUAGAAGCUGCACCGCCCCUAUGUAUGACAAGAUCCGCCAGUUGGCAGUUAUUGAACGCGACAAUGCACUUAGCGCACAUAACUGGUCCUUUCAAUUUGGACCAUAUCGCUCAGACAAUGCCGAGGCCGUGGCCCUGAUUUUCAACCAAAAUGAAAUCGGAUCUUGUCGAUUGAUGUGUUCGUUGGACUAA
Penicillium macrosclerotiorum is the source of this 243-nucleotide messenger RNA. RefSeq lists its product as uncharacterized. Lineage: Eukaryota; Fungi; Ascomycota; Eurotiomycetes; Eurotiales; Aspergillaceae. The transcript is spliced from 2 exons. Bases 1 to 243 code for a protein of 80 amino acids. The record is from RefSeq and is a predicted model, not a curated record.